UUCCAAUUUACUACCAACCAUGUCCGACGUACGCCGCCUGCUGAAGCAAGCGCGGGCUGCUCGCUCGUCGCCAUCGACCACCCCAUCCUCUCUUCGCAAGCAAACACGGAAAGCCGCCACUGUUGCAAGCCGAUCUACAGUCAAGUCGGCAAAGGAACCUUCACCCAAAUCUCCCGCAGCGAAGCCAGACAAAGCGGUCGUCGCCGUUGCCAGUCUGGGUGGAUAUGGGAGCGACUCGCAGGAUGAAUCCAAGGAAACAGAAGCCGCGCAGUCGCGAAAGCGAAGAAGAAAGGAAACCGAACCAUCGGAAGCUCUAGAAUCCGCAAACGAUGCACUUCCGGCAGACUUCUUUGACAAUACACCAGCAGCACCAACGUCUUCUCCUCCACGCACCUCCAAUGAGCCAUCACUUUCCACUUCCGCCGAAUCAUCUCUUCAAGCACCGCCGUCUACACUUCCAUCCGACUUUUUUGAUACUAACCCAGCACAGGCCGCACGAGAAGCAGCUAAGCGAAGAGAAGACCAAUUAGCCAAAGAAUAUGAUCUCUUCAAAAAGGAGAUUGAGCAAGAUGUGAUAGCUGCUGAUCAGGUAGCAGAGGUGGAGGAAGAAGAAGAAGAUAUGGGGAGGGACGAGGAGCGACGGAUGGAACAAGAGACCUUUGUAUCACGUCUCGCAGCACUCAGAAAACAACGAGAGGAGAUGAUAAUUAGUGAACCGCAGAGCAAAAAUGUGGUGAAUGGGAGUGGAAGACCUCAAGCAUCAGUCCAGACGAGCAGUAUACGAGUGAGCACUCACGUGCAAAAAGCUUUUGAAGAUGAAGAUAUGGAGUAUGCGUACGACGACGAGGACGAUGAAGAGUCGGAAUAAUUGUAAUAUCUGUAUAUUAUUCAAUAAACAAAGAUUAAGCAUGGUGGUGAUGGGAA
Molecule: messenger RNA, 924 nt
Organism: Spizellomyces punctatus DAOM BR117
Lineage: Eukaryota; Fungi; Chytridiomycota; Chytridiomycetes; Spizellomycetales; Spizellomycetaceae
Exons: 1
Coding region: 20-868 (282 amino acids)
Source: RefSeq, a predicted model, not a curated record